Molecule: messenger RNA, 1188 nt
Organism: Lottia gigantea (owl limpet)
Lineage: Eukaryota; Metazoa; Mollusca; Gastropoda; Lottiidae
Exons: 9
Biological process (GO): metal ion transport
Cellular component (GO): membrane
Molecular function (GO): manganese ion transmembrane transporter activity; cadmium ion transmembrane transporter activity; iron ion transmembrane transporter activity
Source: RefSeq, a predicted model, not a curated record
GGAUUUAGUUUUAAGAAAUUAUGGGCGUUCACUGGUCCAGGGUUUCUGAUGAGCAUCGCGUAUCUCGACCCUGGGAAUAUUGAAUCAGAUCUACAAUCAGGAGCCAUUGCUAACUAUAAGUUAUUAUGGGUAUUAAUGUGGUCUACUGUUAUGGGGUUAGUUUUACAACUUCUCGCUGCUCGUCUUGGCUGUGUUACUGGAAUGAACCUGGGUGAAGUUUGUAGAGUCGAGUAUCCCAGGGUUCCGCGUAUUAUUCUAUGGAUUAUGGUGGAGAUCGCGAUCAUAGGAAGUGACAUACAGGAAGUGAUUGGUUCCGCCAUUGCUAUUAAUUUAUUAUCCAAUAAAACAGUUCCGAUCUGGGCUGGAGUUCUGAUCACUGGCGUGGACACCUUCACCUUUCUAUUUUUAGAAUCAGCUGGGUUACGAAAGUUAGAGGCUUUAUUCGGAGCCUUGAUAACUACCAUGGCUGCUACAUUCCUCUAUAUGUAUAUAACGGUUAAACCAAACCAAGGUGAUAUUUUAAUUGGUUUAUGGUUUCCAUGGUGUUCAGAUUGUAAUAAAGAAGCUAUUCAACAAAUGGUUGGAAUUGUAGGCGCUGUUAUCAUGCCGCAUAAUAUCUAUUUACAUAGUGCUUUAGUACUGUCUCGUGAAAUUGACAGAAGUGAUAAGAAGUAUAUCAAGGAGGCUAAUUUGUACUACUCUAUAGAAUCAGCAAUUGCUUUAUUUCUAUCGUUUCUGAUCAACCUGUUUGUGGUGGCCACAUUCGCUGCUGCUUUUUCUGACAAAUCAGAUGCAGAUGACGCCAGUCUACGGAAUGCAGGUGAUUGGAUUUAUGAUAAAUACGGCUUUGGCAUGAAGAUUAUUUGGGGUAUUGGUAUUCUAGCUGCAGGUCAAAGUUCAACUAUGACAGGAACGUAUGCUGGUCAGUUUGUCAUGCAGGGUUUUUUGAAUAUAAAAUGGGCGAAAUGGAAGCGUGUAUUAUUAACUCGAACUAUAGCAAUAUUACCGACCAUAGUAGUUGCCACAGCAGCCACAGAUCACCUUGAUGAUAUGAGUAGUUGGUUAAACGUCUUACAAAGUGUUCAACUUCCGUUUGCUUUAUUACCCAUACUGCAUUUCACCAGUAACCAUAGAAUUAUGGGGGAUUUUGAAAAUGGAAGGUAUGUAUUGUCAGAGUUUGAUUGGUGA